UCUGGACACCGACGGCGUGAUCGGUAAGAAUAGAUCUGCAGUGUAGUGUAGAUGUGGAUUAUUUGUUUGUUAUCAAAUAAUCCAAAUGCAGAGUAAUAUGUAUCUCAUCUAGCCAAGACAAAAAAGCAAUAGAUUAUUUUCGAAAUAAUAAAACUUGAAAAUAUGAUACGUCAAAUUUGCCAGAAUUCUGCAACUAUCUCUAAAUACUCAUUGCUUGCAAGGACCUUCUGCAGCAACAGUAGCAAGUCAAUUAUUUAUGAUGUGAUCAUUGUUGGUGGUGGCCAUGCAGGAACGGAGGCGGCCUGCGCUUCGGCCAGGAUGGGUGCUAACACGCUCCUACUUACACAUAAGAUACAAACAAUAGGUGAAAUGUCAUGCAAUCCAUCUUUUGGUGGAAUUGGAAAGGGUCAUUUGGUACGAGAGGUCGAUGCCCUUGAUGGAAUUUGUGGACGUAUCAGUGAUAAAUCAGGAAUUCAGUUUAAGGUACUUAAUAGAAGGAAAGGUCCAGCAGUGUGGGGUUUGAGGGCGCAGAUUGAUCGUGAUCUAUACCGGCAGUACAUGCAAGAUGAAGUAUUGAAUACACCAAACUUAACAGUGAUGGCUAGCCCAGUAGAAGAUCUCCAAGUCCAUGAAGCCAGUGAACCUGACCAUGAAUGGAUGAAGCAGGCUUGUAAUGGAGUCAUUCUGGCUGAUGGGAAGAGGAUUUAUGGAAAGUCAGUCGUGAUAACAGCUGGAACGUUCCUUCGUGGUGAGAUUCAUCUAGGCCUGGACUCAAGGCCUGCUGGCAGGCUAGGAGAUGAACCAUCUGUAGGACUAGCAAAGACCUUAGAAGAUGCAGGCUUCACAGUAGGAAGGUUAAAAACAGGAACUCCUCCAAGGGUAGAUGGCACGUCGAUAGAUUACUCAGGAUUAGUACAACAGCCUGGGGAUGCUGAUCCUAUUCCAUUUUCAUUCAUGAAUGAAAGAGUUUCAAUAAAGACAGAAGAUCAAAUAUGUUGUCACCUGACCCACACAAAUCACAUGAUUGAUGACAUCAUCUUGGACAACAUGCAUCUCAAUAAACAUGUUUCAGAGGAAACAAAUGGACCAAGAUACUGUCCUUCCCUUGAAUCAAAAGUGUUACGUUUUCCAAAGAGACCACACCAAGUAUGGCUGGAACCAGAAGGUUUACAUACAGAUGUUGUAUAUAUGCAGGGCUUCUCCAUCACAUUGCCACCUGAUCUUCAAGAAGCCUGCAUCCACAAGGUAACAGGAUUAGAGACGGCAAAAAUGCUUAAGCCGGGCUAUGGUGUGGAGUAUGACUAUAUGGAUCCACGACAACUUAAACCUACACUUGAAACAAAAAGGAUUCAGAAUUUGUUUUUUGCUGGACAGAUAAAUGGAACUACAGGGUACGAGGAGGCAGCAGCACAGGGUAUAGUAGCAGGUAUCAAUGCAGCACUGAAAGCAACCAAGAGACCGGAAUUCACAGUUCGUCGGACAGAAGGAUACAUCGGUGUACUUAUUGAUGACCUCACAACUCAGGGAACCAAUGAACCAUAUCGUAUGUUCACCAGCAGGUCAGAGUUUAGGAUGACGUUGCGUCCGGACAAUGCUGAUUUGAGGCUGACAUUAAAAGCCUAUCACACAGGUUGUAUCAGUGAUGAGCGGCAACAGAAAACGCUGAGAAAUGAGAGAGAACUUAACAGAAGCUUAGAUUUAUUACGCUCUGUUUCUAUGUCAAGGAACCAAUGGAAGAAGCUGUUACAGGUGGAGGGUAUACAGGUUCCAUUCUCGGAACAUGGGCCUACAAGGAUGAGUGCAAUAGAAGUUCUGCAGUAUGAGAAUGUAACUGUAGAAACUUUAGUGAGAACUCUUCCAGAAGAUCUAUCGCAACUACCGCUUCAAAAGCAUCUGACUCAAAGGCUCAAGAUAGCUGGAAUUUAUGAGAAUCUUUUACACCAGCAGCAGUUGGAAAUUGAAGAGGUGCAAAAAGACGAGCAGCUUGAGUUACCUAAUGAUAUUGAUUAUUCAAGAAUUGUGUUGUCCCGAGAAAUGAAAGAAAAGUUAGCACAAGUUCGGCCGUCGACAAUUGGUGCUGCUGGACGAAUUCAAGGCAUGACCCCUGCAGCUCUUCUUCACCUUCUUUAUUAUGUUCGAAAGAGGGAGAAGCAACAUCAGACGAUGGCCAGAUGAAAUGCAGGCCUGUUAAGGUGAAAUUAAUUUCACCAUUAAUAUAUAAACGCUCCGAUUCCACUUAGAUUUUGCCACAUAACCGAAACUAGUGACUACUUGAAAGUAAAGAUUGUGUUGUCGCAAAAGAAAGAAAAAUGUAAAAAAAAAA
Anneissia japonica is the source of this 2323-nucleotide messenger RNA. RefSeq names its product protein MTO1 homolog, mitochondrial-like. The coding region runs from base 163 to 2175 and encodes 670 amino acids. Gene Ontology annotation, cellular component: cytosol. The transcript is spliced from 17 exons. Gene Ontology annotation, biological process: tRNA wobble uridine modification; tRNA methylation. The record is from RefSeq and is a predicted model, not a curated record. Gene Ontology annotation, molecular function: flavin adenine dinucleotide binding. Lineage: Eukaryota; Metazoa; Echinodermata; Crinoidea; Comatulida; Comatulidae.